UCCUUCUAGGUUUCUUUAUUUAAGAUCCAUCUCCCACUACUCACACAGUCUCCGUCCCGACACCGCCCGUCCCGCUCCGAUGGGGAGCCUGAACCGGAGCCGGAUACCCUUCUCCGCUGCCGGCGGCGGGCCUCACCACCACCCCCUCCCUCUCUUCACGAGGGCCCACCAGAUCGGUGCUCUCGCUCUCGUCGUCGUCACCUUCCUCCUCACCCGCGCCUUCGACCGCCUCUCCUGCCCCCUCUCUUCCCCUGCUCCCCUCGCCGCAGGCCACUCCGCCGCCUCUCUCUUCGACCGCGCUGGUGCCUUCUCCUGGCCCGAGCGGGGCUAUGGCUCCCGCCUUGACCUCAAGAUCUACGUCUAUGAGGAGCGCGAGGUUGACGGCCUCCGCGAGCUCAUGCGCGGCCGCGACGGCAACAUCUCCCCCCAGGCCUGCCUCAAAGGCCAAUGGGGCACUCAGGUCAAAGUCCACCAGUUACUUCUCAAGUCAAGAUUCAGGACACUGAAGAAGGAGGAGGCGGAUUUAUUCUUUGUUCCAGCUUAUGUUAAAUGUGUUCGGAUGAUGGGUGGUUUGAAUGAUAAAGAGAUAAAUCAGACCUAUGUGAAGGCUCUGAGCCAAAUGCCACAUUUCCGCUAUUCAGGUGGUCGUGAUCACAUCUUUGUCUUCCCUAGUGGUGCUGGUGCUCACUUAUUUCGCUCUUGGGCAAAAUUUUUGAAUCGAUCCAUCAUCCUCACUCCAGAGGGUGACCGCACAGAUAAGCGAGAUACAAGUGCUUUUAAUACAUGGAAAGAUAUCAUCAUCCCUGGGAAUGUUGAUGACGGGAUGACUACAUUUCAUGGGUCCACUAUUGUCCAACCAUUACCCCUUUCCAAGAGGAAAUAUCUGGCUAACUUUCUAGGACGUGCCCAGGGAAAGGUUGGACGUCUUCAAUUGGUGGAGCUAGCUAAGCAAUAUCCUGAUAAGUUGGAAUCUCCAGAGUUGAAGCUCACUGGGCCUGACAAAUUGGGAAGGACUGAAUAUUUCAAUCAUUUGAGGAAUGCUAAGUUCUGCCUAGCUCCACGUGGCGAGUCAUCAUGGACACUUCGGUUCUAUGAAGCUUAUUUUGUGGAAUGUGUCCCAGUUAUCCUAUCAGAUCAAGUGGAACUACCUUUUCAGAACGUGAUUGACUACACCCAGAUAUCCAUCAAGUGGCCAUCGACUCGGAUAGGGACCCAACUCCUGGAGUACCUGGAAAGCAUACCGGAUGAAGAGAUAGAGGGUAUGUUAGCUCACGGCAGACAGGUCAGGUGCCUGUGGGUUUAUGCCCCAGAAACUGAGCGGUGCUCUGCCAUGGUAGGAAUCAUGUGGGAACUACAGAGAAAGGUGAGGCGAUUUCACCAGUCUGCAGAAACAUUUUGGCUUCACAACAGGACUAUUGUUAACAGAGACUUGGUUGAAUUCCAAAAUUGGAGAACGCCUAUACCUUUGCCUUGAUGGCAUCUCAGAGUUGAGAUUGAUUCUGUUGGAUGUGAAAACCUGAUUUCUUUACGUCAUGUUAUUUCAUUUAUGCUUGGGAACCUGUACAUAUACAUACAGAUUUUUUGAACCUGGAGAUGUACAAUAUUUGGCAGAUAUACGUGGUUCUUUUGUCGGAGACAAGUGCUCCAAAAGAAACAUGCUAUUGUGAAACGGACUUCAAACAGGAAAAAUGGAGAAUUCGAUGUAGGUUUUGU
Messenger RNA from Elaeis guineensis (African oil palm), 1713 nucleotides. The record is from RefSeq and is a predicted model, not a curated record. Lineage: Eukaryota; Viridiplantae; Streptophyta; Magnoliopsida; Arecales; Arecaceae.